Molecule: messenger RNA, 823 nt
Organism: Perognathus longimembris pacificus (Pacific pocket mouse)
Lineage: Eukaryota; Metazoa; Chordata; Mammalia; Rodentia; Heteromyidae
Product: 60S ribosomal protein L7-like
Exons: 1
Coding region: 142-765 (207 amino acids)
Biological process (GO): maturation of LSU-rRNA from tricistronic rRNA transcript (SSU-rRNA, 5.8S rRNA, LSU-rRNA)
Cellular component (GO): cytosolic large ribosomal subunit
Molecular function (GO): RNA binding; structural constituent of ribosome
Source: RefSeq, a predicted model, not a curated record
GCCUCUUUUCCGGCUGGAACCACGGAGGGUGCCGAAGAGAAGAAAAAGAAGGUUCCUGCUGUGCCAGAAACCCUUAAGAAAAAGCAAAGGAAUUUCGCUGAGCUGAAAAUAAAGCGCCUGAGAAAGAAAUGUGCUGAAAAGAUGCUUCAAAAGGCCAGGAGAAAGCUCAUCUAUGAGAAGGCCAAGCACUAUCACAAGGAAUACAGGCAAAUGUACAGAACUGAGAUCAGAAUGGCUAGAAUGGCCAGAAAAGCGGGCAACUUCUAUGUACCUGCAGAGCCUAAGUUGGCAUUUGUCAUCAGAAUCAGAGGUAUCAAUGGUGUGAGUCCGAAAGUCCGUAAGGUAUUGCAGCUUCUUCGUCUUCGUCAGAUCUUCAAUGUCACCUCUGUCAAGCUCAAUAAGGCUUCAAUUAAUAUGCUGAGGAUUGUGGAACCAUAUAUUGCAUGGGGGUACCCAAACCUGAAGUCAGUGAAUGAGCUCAUCUACAACCGUGGUUAUGGCAAAAUCAAUAAGAAGCGAAUUGCCUUAACAGAUAAUGAAUUGAUUGCUCGAUCUCUUGGUAAAUAUGGCAUCAUCUGUAUGGAGGAUCUAAUUCAUGAGAUCUAUACUGUUGGGAAAUGCUUCAAGGAAGCAAAUAACUUCUUGUGGCCCUUCAAGUUAUCUUCUCCACGAGGUGGCAUGAAGAAGACCACCCACUUUGUAGAAGGUGGAGAUGCUGGCAACAGAGAGGAUCAGAUCAAUAGGCUUAUUAGAAGGAUGAACUGAGGUAUCCUCCAUGCUAUUUUUGUAAUUUAGUCUGUUAAUAAACAGUGAUGCUGGCAAA